CAGCUGGAUCCUUUGGGGGAACAACUUGUGUACGUAGCUGUCCUGUUCAAGUCAAGACGCCAAGUUGACUUCAAACCACCACGGUCUUAAGCCAUUUUCUGUGAAACUUCCUGCCAUUUUCUGUGUAUAUAUCAUUACUCUUUUGAAAAUAAAUUAACACAUACUCCGUGUGAUUGCGAUGGUCAAAUCCAAUACAAAACACGAUAACUUUUUCCCGGAUUCAAUCCGAUUCAUGCUAACACUUUGCUAAUUCAGCGUGUCAAAAAUCUUGACCAAGACUUGCAAAAGUCGCAAGCUUUCGUGUAUAUAUACGAUCAAUGUAUACAAAUAUCACAAUCAGAUCAGAAUUAAGACCCAGAAACCCAAAACUCAAAGACCUGUCCUACUGGUUUUGGUUCUCAGGAGUUUUGUGUCAAAUUCAAUGGGAGGAGGGAUGGACGCAGAGAUGUUGCCAAUAGACUGUGUGUCCACAAUUCUGUCGAACACCUCUCCAUCAGACGCAUGCAGAUCUUCAAUGGUGUCAUCCACCUUUCGUUCUGCGGCAGGGUCAGAUGUUGUAUGGAAGAGGUUUUUGCCGGCUGAUUAUAGGGAUCUGGUCUCAAGGUUGGUCACCCCUUUGACGUUUUCUGCAAUGAAGGAGCUUUUUCUUCUUCUCUGCAAUCCGGUUCUCAUAGACGGUGGCAAAAAGAGCUUUAAGUUAGACAAAUCAUCUGGCAAAAUAUCCUAUAUGCUGUCUGCAAGAGAACUUUCCAUAACAUGGAGCGACGAACCCUUGUGUUGGAGCUGGAGAUCUGUCUCAGAAUCAAGGUUCUCGGAAGUGGCUGAGCUCAGAACAACAAGCUGGUUAGAAAUUCAUGGACAAAUCAGAACUCAAAGUCUGUCACCAAACACAACAUAUGGUGCUUAUCUUGUAUUGAAAACCUAUGAUCGUGCAUAUGGGCUGGAUUCAAUACCAUCUGAAAUAUCAGUCUCAGUUGGGAACAGGCUAUUCAAUGGCACAGCAUAUCUAACCCGUGGGGAUCACAAGAAACAGCAAAUGGAGUGCCUAUUUUAUAAGAACCGCAUCGAAAUGUUGAGAAAGAGAGUAGGAGAGGGAGACGGACGAGUCCCAUGUAAAAGAGAAGAUGGAUGGAUGGAGAUAGAGCUGGGCGAGUUCUUUAGUGGUGAUGCUUCAGAGGAGGUGAAGAUGAGUUUGAUGGAGGUUAAGGGGCAUCAAUUGAAAGGAGGACUAGUCAUUGAAGGAAUUGAAGUAAGGCCUAAAGAGUAAUGAAAUAUUGUUAAUUUGCUUUGAAGUGAGGGAGAUAAAAGAGAGAAGUACAAAGGGCAUAAUACAAAGGUGUUAGCUUUU
Molecule: messenger RNA, 1348 nt
Organism: Juglans microcarpa x Juglans regia
Lineage: Eukaryota; Viridiplantae; Streptophyta; Magnoliopsida; Fagales; Juglandaceae
Product: F-box protein PP2-B15-like
Exons: 3
Coding region: 422-1267 (281 amino acids)
Molecular function (GO): protein binding
Source: RefSeq, a predicted model, not a curated record